AGAAGACAAUCGCGAGUUCUUGGUAUGUUGGUUGUCCGCAAUUCAGGUUGGCGAGGCAGACAAGAUGAUAUCAGGCGUAUCUCCAGGCAUCUACUGUCGCCUAGCAUGUUACGCCCCUCUCAAUAUUUAAUAUCAUCAUACUUCCCUCGCCGUCUCAUAAUAUCUAGUUCCAUCUUCGCCUCACAUCGUUCAUUUUGGACCCGAAAUACAGCCCACGCAGAAACAAUGACACCACGAACAUCUAUCGACGAGUUUAAAGAGCUCGUUAACUCUAGCAACCGCGUUCUAGCUCUCUGCGGAGCCGGGCUAUCAGCCGCUUCGGGACUCCCCACGUUCCGCGGCGCUGGCGGUCUGUGGCGCAACCACGAACCCACAUCUCUCGCGACGCCAAAUGCGUUCAGAGAAGAUCCAUCCCUCGUCUGGCUCUUCUAUGCGUGGCGCAGACACAUGGCGCUCACAGCCAAGCCAAAUCGCGGCCAUUACGCCCUCGCCGAGCUAGCCAAGAAGAAAACUAAUUUCCUAUGCCUAACUCAGAACGUUGACGGUCUUUCGCCACGUGCCGGACAUCCAGAUGAGAAACUCCGGCUGCUCCACGGCAGCCUGCUUGAUAAUAAGUGCUUCAAUGAUUGUGGCUACAUCGAUCGGAAUAAUCUGAGCGACCCGGUAUGUCCCGCUCUCGCGCCCGCGGCGGACGAUUAUCCACCUGAUAAGACGAUGCCGUUGCUCGAUCCAAACGUCCCCGUGCCGUUCGUCAAGGUGGAGGAUUUGCCGCACUGUCCGAAAUGCAAGACGGGAUUGCUAAGACCGGGCGUGGUUUGGUUCGGUGAGUCGCUUGAUAUAGUGAUGAUCGGGGGAGUCAACGAAUGGAUUAGGCGGGAUCAUAUCGAUAUUAUGCUAGUAAUCGGGACAGCGGCCGUCGUUUAUCCCGCUGCGGGCUACACGCAGAAGGCUCGGGCGAAGGGGGCCGUUGUCGCAGUGGUGAACCCGGAUCUCGACUCGGCCCUGGGGUUGUCGGAUGAGGACUUCUUUUUCCAAGGUGAUGCCUCUGAGAUUCUUCCGCAACUUUUUGAGGGAGUUAUUGGGGAAAUGGAUGAGCAUGGGAAGAUUCGGUGAAGUUGCGGAACACCUACUGCGGAAUAUUGCGGAAUAACAGUUGCUCUCUUAUUGACGAUACUAACUAGUUGGUAUUAUUCACAUAUGAUCAUUGAGAAGAGCAGUCGUAAUUCUUAAUGUGUACGGAAUAAUGGUAGAUUCGCUCGGAUAUUCAGAGGAGGUGAGUUGAGGGGAGGUGAACAGCGACAAAGUCUAUAUCUCUACCUAUACAUCGCCCUAUCUGGCCCUCAUCUCUCAAAGUAAUACUAUGGGUGUUAAAUCUAUUCUGGGAUAAUCAAUUGCUAUUUUAUAUCCAAAUAGCGAGUCUAAGCAGAUGGAUACGAGAAAAUGUACUCACACUUCGUCUUAA
This is a messenger RNA of Annulohypoxylon maeteangense, 1462 nucleotides long. Its product is annotated as DHS-like NAD/FAD-binding domain-containing protein. Bases 25 to 1113 code for a protein of 362 amino acids. Gene Ontology annotation, molecular function: protein-succinyllysine desuccinylase activity; protein-malonyllysine demalonylase activity; NAD+ binding. The record is from RefSeq and is a predicted model, not a curated record. The transcript is spliced from 2 exons. NCBI's taxonomy places the organism in Eukaryota, Fungi, Ascomycota, Sordariomycetes, Xylariales, Hypoxylaceae.